This is a messenger RNA of Oncorhynchus gorbuscha (pink salmon), 5894 nucleotides long. RefSeq names its product striatin-4-like. Gene Ontology annotation, cellular component: dendrite. NCBI's taxonomy places the organism in Eukaryota, Metazoa, Chordata, Actinopteri, Salmoniformes, Salmonidae. Gene Ontology annotation, molecular function: armadillo repeat domain binding; calmodulin binding; protein phosphatase 2A binding. The transcript is spliced from 18 exons. The record is from RefSeq and is a predicted model, not a curated record. The coding region runs from base 254 to 2548 and encodes 764 amino acids.
GAAGCGACGUCCCUGGUUACUGUAACGGGAGAGAGAGGGGAAAAACGACCCCCCCCUCUGUAGUAGAUUUGCUCUUAGCUCAUUUUUUGGCACCGUUCCUCCACGGGAGUUCUUGCGUUUACUCUUUACGCGAGAGAGGAAGAAAGAAGGGUCGAGCGUUAGUGCUGGGUUUGUGAGGGACGGGGUUGUUGUUAUUGUUAUCGCUGCUUGUUUUCCCCACCUCCCUGUCCUGGCGAAAGCUCAAAGCGCUAAAAUGGAGGCGGAAAGAUCAGGCGGAGUAGCAGGGGGAACGAACCAGAACUCUGGAGGCAGCGGCGUGGGGCGCAACCCGAACGGGCCGAAAUCGGUGCUCGGGCAGGCGACAACAGCAGCGGCAGCGGCAGCGAUGGCUGGAUCUUCGCAGCCUCGAGAACCACAAGACGGCGACGCAGGCCUAUCGCUUCCCGGGAUCUUGCACUUUAUCCAGUUCGAAUGGGGACGCUUCCAGACCGAGAAAUAUCGUUGGGAAGCCGAGCGAGAUGAACUCAGGGCUCAGGUGACGUUCCUGCAGGGCGAGAGGAAGGGGCAGGAGAACAUGAAGCAGGACCUGGUCAGGCGGAUUAAGAUGUUGGAGUACGCCCUUAAACAAGAGAGGUCCAAACACCAGAAGCUGAAGACAGGCAGUGACCAGAGCCCAGGGGAGAAGAAACCAGAGGCAGAGCAAGUGCCUAAUGGGCCAGCAGAGUCUGAAUCUGAGCCAGCCAAUCAGAUGUCCUGGAAGGAGGGCCGUCAGCUACUGCGCAAGUACCUGGAGGAGGUGGGCUACUCGGACACCAUCCUGGACAUGCGCUCGAAGCGUGUGCGCUCCCUGCUGGGUCGUACCAGUCCCGAGGCUAACGGCGCCCCGGCCAGCAGCGAGCAGCAGCCCGCCCCGGACCCCGAGCCCCUGGCAGGGGGGGAGUCACUCCUCAUCAGACAGAUAGAGGAGCAGAUCAAGAGGAACGCGGCGGGGAAGGAUGGUUCUAAGGAGCGCCUGGGUGGUUCCGUGCUGGAUAAGAUCCCAUUCCUACACGGCUGCCAGGAUGACGAUGAGGAUGACAGUGAUGAGGAAGAUGACUUCCAGGGCAUGGGCGCGGACCGUAUAGACGGGCAGCGCAACAAGAACAAGAAGCCGCGCGUUAAGAUGGGGACUGAGCCCACGACCACAGACCUGGACCCUGAUGAUGAGGAGGAGGAUGAAGACGACUCGGAGGAUGCCCUGAGCGAGUUUGACUUCCUGGGAUCAGGGGAGGAGGGGGAGGGGGCGGGAGAGGCCCGGAUCUCAGGGGACGGCCGGGAGUUAGAGAACCGCAGGAACAAGUUACAGGGCUUGAUGUCGGACUUCCCCCCCAAACCCUCCCCGCCCCCCUCUGUUUUGGGACAGUCUCGCUCCGGGGAAGGUGGCGCUCUGGGUUUUUCCUCCGACGUCUUCAUCCUGGACGCCGUCGGGGGCGGAGACAUGAACCUGGGGGAGCUGGCUGACCUCACCGUCGCCAACGACAACGACCUCACUGUGGAUCUACAAGAUAACAGGGAGGAGUUCAAGAAGACGUGGAACCCUCGCUUCACGCUGCGCAGCCACUUUGAUGCCAUCAGAGCGUUGACGUUCCACCCCAGCCAAGCCGUUCUACUCACAGCCUCCGAGGACGGAACCCUGAAGCUGUGGAACCUCAACAAGGCCAUACACUCCAAGAAAAAUGCAGCGCUGGACGUUGAACCCAUCUACACCUUCAGAGCCCACAGUGGUGCAGUUCUGUCUCUGGCAAUGGGAGAGGACGGAGACUCGUGCUACAGCGGGGGUCUGGACGGAAGCGUGCGCUGCUGGAAGAUCCCUGACAUCAACGUGGAUCCCUACGACAACUACGACCCGGCCAUAGAGAGCAGUGUGUUGUCGGGUCAUGAGGACUCAGUGUGGGGUCUGACGUACUCUGCCCACCACCAGCGGCUGGCCUCCUGCUCUGCAGACGGGACCGUUCGCAUCUGGGCACCCCAGAACUCUGCCCCCUGUCUCUCCGUCUUCAACAAGGAGAAAGAGCACGGAACACCCACCUCGGUGGCCUUUGUGAACUCUGACCCCGACCAGGCGGUGGUGUCAUUCGACGGCGGCGAGACGCUGCUCUAUGACCUCAACACAGAGCAGAGCGUCAUGGUCCUGGAGACUGGCACCAAGGACGGCAGUAAGCUGAUUAACUGUGUGGUCAGCCACCCCUCUGAGCCCAUCUCCAUCACCGCACACGAGAACCGCACUAUCCGCUAUCUGGACAACAAGACAGGAAAAGUGAUCCACUCCAUGGUGGCACACCUGGAUGCUGUCACCUGUCUGACCACGGACCCCAAAGGCACUUACCUCAUCUCUGGCAGCCAUGACUGUUCGGUGCGUCUGUGGAUGCUGGACAACAGGACGUGUGUGCAGGAGAUCACGGCCCACAGGAAGAAGCACGACGAGGCCAUUCACGACGUGGCCUUCCACCCCUCGCAGCCCUUCAUCGCCUCGGCCGGCGCCGACGCACUCGCCAAGAUCUUCGUCUGAGAGGAGGCACAGACGGGGACCAUCAUCCUCCUUGCCUGACAAACACAACUUGGCCAGAGGAGAGUGAUGACUACAAUGGACAAACCUCACCUGCCUACACACGCAAUUUUACAGUUACACACACACAGACAGACAGACAUCCAGUGACAUACACACACGAGACUGUGUCCUGCACCCCACUGGCUGGGUCAUCGCCAACAGGACACUAUUACCCACAGUUCUCUAGCUGUCCCAUGAUGCCUCACUAACUUGUUGCAAUACUAACCAUACUGCUUUUCUAACGACUAAUCUGGCUGCUCGGUUUCUUAGGUCAGUUUACUACACUGUAAUACUCUGUUAAUUUCUACCUUUACAGUCCACUCAUGGUUCUAAUUAAGGCAGUGUGCGUGUUGACAUUGAUCACUACACAUGCCGAUGCAUCACCUACUACAAUUAGUCACACACACACACACACACACACACACACACACACACACACACACACACACACACACACACACACACACACACACACACACACACACACACACACACACACACACACACACACACACACGCGCGGAUUAACAUUCAGUUUGAAACUGUGUUUUUUAAAAACGUUUUUUUUUUUUAUAUAUACAAAAAGCUUAGCUCACCAGUUGCUAACACACAUAAGUACCUGACUACAGUAGAGUCCAGUCCCCAUCAAGUGACGGCGUUAGCCGUUGUCUACUGCAAUACAGCGUGGGGUCACAAUGCAUUUCAUUCCAAAGGCUUCUGAGGGUUUUAGUUUGUGUGUGUGUUUUGGAGUCUUCUCCUAGCCAGUGUUGGACAAACAGCUUUAAUUUCAGCCUCAUCGCCGAGACACUAAGUCUGAGUGUUUGUCUGUCCGGUAUUGUACGGUCAUCCAUUUCAGUAGAAUCAAGUUUGAUAGGAAAUGGGUGUGUGUGUGUGUGUGUGUGUUGCACUUGUUUAAUCUUUGGUGCUAAGAUCUCGUCAGUCCGAGUCUGAAUCAGGGACAUGUUUGCAUUCGAGGUGUGUGUGUGUGUGUGGAGUAGUCUUUGUCUCACUGGGAUAUUUGCCAUCAACAGUAGCAUGAAAUGGCUUGUAUCAUGCGUCACUCUCCAGCCACGCCAUCUGUUUGUGUUGAGAUACUGUAUGGGUCAUUUUUUUAUCUCAUAAGAAGACUAACACGCUAUGCUAAGCAGACACUUUUUUUCUACUGGUUUCCUUUUAUAUAUAUGUGUGUGUGUGUGUGUGUGUGUGUGUGUGUGUGUGUGUGUGUGUGUGUGUGUGUGUGUGUGUGUGUGUGUGUGUGUGUGUGUGUGUGUGUGUGUGUGUGUGUGUGUGUGUGUGUGUGUGUGUGUGUGUGUGUGUGUGUGUGUGAGUGAGUUGGCAUUUCAUCAGGAUAGCUGGUUUGUGAAAGAGUUUGUGGAGAUGAUGCCACAGUGGAGACCUCUGACUGAAACGGUUGACUUUGAGAGAAAGUGACACUACUCCCAAUAUGGCGUCCUGUAUUCUCCCUUCCUUAAGUCGGCAUCAAGUCAAAAUGGUCCUUCGUGCCGGUGUAUUUAUUUAGGAUUGCGCUUGGAAACAUUAUCCAUUGAAAUAGCUGUUAGGUUUCUGGUUUCGGUGCGAGUCCUCAUAGUGGGAAACUGGCCUCUCUCCAGUGUCAAUGGAGCCAGCAGGGGAAAUUGCCCCCAGGAUAUGGGAACAAAAGGCACAUAAAGAGCCCUCCUUCCUCUCCCUUUCCUCUAUGGAGGGGAAACAAGAACAAACACUACCUAACCCUUAGCCCCCCUUACAUUGGCCUCCGACAAAUACUGAACUAGACAGGGUUGGUGUCUGUUCACCAAGCAGUCACUUUGGGCUUGGAUUAUUGUGCCUGUUUUUCUUCCUGGAAGGGAAAACAAGCGUGCGACGCCACUCUGAGCCGCGGGCGACCGCUAAAGACUGGACAUCUCGGUCAGAGAUCAGGGGUGAUGUCGUUAGGUAGCCGGUUUAUUUUUUUGAACUUUCCGGGGUGGAGGCAGAGGGAGCCCUACGGGCAGAUCUCUGGCUGUGGAAACAUGGUUCCACCAGGCCAGGGCAGAGCAUGGCAGUAAAGAAUUAAUGGUCCAGUAGCACCAUGUCAAUCGGUAACUGGCCCUGAGCUGCCCCCAAACCUACUAAUCAACCCCUCUCACACGCCAGAGGGACAGGUUAGAAGUCGUCCCUAACCACUGAUUCCAGAUCAGAUAUUUCUUAAUCUCCUUAAUGGUUAAAGCCAGAUUUGUGGCUAUGGUUAUCUGAUCCUAGAUCUGUGGUUUAAGGUCAACUUUAACCAACUACAGUACAUGCAACAGGGUCACUACAGGGAUCCGAGAAAUGACUGAGAGGUCAACGUUUUCCUCUCCACUGCAAGACCUUAUGGGAAAACACUCUGUGGUCUAGCCAGACGGGUGUCUGCGGGCUUGGUUUAGUACAUGUCAGCUUCAUGUGUUUGCUAAAACAUGAUGGUUUCAGAUGUAUUGGAUUUGAUGAGGCAGAGAGAAUGCCUAAAGUGCUACUGUGGCACAUUGUGUGCUGUAAUGCUUUGUUGUUGAGAGGAUGCUGCACUACAUCAGCUGCACUAGACCCCAAGACUAGACCAAGGGGUUAUCUGUAGCUCAGCUGUGUCUUAGUGUGGCUGUGGAGACCCAGGGCCCAGUUUCCCAAAAGCAUCUUAAAGAGCGACUGACCCUAAAAAAAAAGCAACUUCUCGUUUUUGAAAAUGUCCUACAUGAGUCAGAAACACGUAUUCUACUGUCAAAAAUUGACUGCAGAGCGUAAAUUUUAGGUCAUUUACAAGUCAGUCUCGUCCAAAACCGUUGUUACUAAAGUUGCAUUUGAAAACGCUCGUUAUUUUCCCGGCUGCCUCAGAACAGCGGAGUGAGUCGUUAGAUGCUUUAAAAAAAAUAUAUAUAUUUUUUUUUUACCCUUCCUCGUCACUUUAUACACUAAACAGAAGGUCUCAGCUAAACACAGAAUCAAGAUGUUUAUCUGUCUCUGUGAACGCAGUUUGACUGCUACAAAUACAAAGUUGCCAAUGUCCUUGCGAUUGUUGCAAACCACAAGGUUCCAAAAUACCAAACUGAGUUGACUGUGGGGAGCCGACGGACAAACAAAGCUAUAAAUACAGGCAAUAGACGUAUGUAUAUAGACUACAUACAGUGCCUCUGGGAAAAGUAUUCAGACCCCUUGGCUUCUUCCAUACUUUGUUAGGUUACAGCCUGAUUCUAUAAGUGAUUAAAUUGUUUGUUCCCCCCUCAUCAAUCUACACACAAUAUCCCAUAAUGACUAAGCAAAAACAGGUUAAAAAAAACGGAAAUAUCACAUGUACAUAGGU